CGAUACCACCUACCCCCCAAAAGCAAAAGAGAUCAAAGGGAAAAAGGAAAAAAUGAACACCAACCCUCCAAUCUAUUUCCGUGAAGACGACCUACGCUACUAUCCUUUCUGCCUCAGCCACACCUGCACCUUCACCUCCUCCCCCACUGGUCCUGGCAACACAGCACCGCCGGGGGUCUGCUGCUACUUCACGAGCUUGACGCAAUACCUGCAAUACCGCAAAGCGCUGUUCUUCUACGACCACCGCGCAGCGGAGGACAUUCUCACAACGUCGGACGUCUCGCUAAUCAUGAGCAUUUCGCGGCGCAUAAACGGGUUGCAGGUGGAGGUGUGGAACGGGAUGCGAAACACCCUCGUGCGCGAGGGGCUCAUGCUGAAGUUUGGGCAGAACGAGGAGUUGCGGAGGUUGUUGCUUGAUACGGGGGAUAGGGAGUUAGUGUAUGCGUCUGGGACAAGGGAUUGGGGAGUUGGAUUUGCGCCGACGGAUGCGGGGAAGAGUAGGGAUAGUUGGGGGUUGAAUCUUUUGGGGCAGGCUUUGAUGGACGUCCGGAGGAGGUUGAGAGAAUACGCCGAUGCUACGGGGACCUAUCCGAAAGCGCGACCGGCGCCGAUCGACAUUAAGAUGAAUAGCUUGGUCGAGUUACAAGGGGGCAGUUGAUGGUUAAGAGAGUGAGAGGGAAUGAGCUAGGAAGCUAGGGGCAUUAUGAUUAUAAUCUGGAGAAAUUAGCUAUCACAGGAAGAGGAGGGACCUUCUCAUGACUUCUCACUCACCAACAUGGCGACACACAGUUAGACAUUUGGCCCCGCAAUCGAGCGGGGAUUAUCGCGCUCAUAUAAUGAAUUACGAUACCAUGAUCCCCAAA
Messenger RNA from Tuber melanosporum (Perigord truffle), 863 nucleotides. RefSeq lists its product as uncharacterized. The transcript is spliced from 3 exons. NCBI's taxonomy places the organism in Eukaryota, Fungi, Ascomycota, Pezizomycetes, Pezizales, Tuberaceae. The record is from RefSeq and is a predicted model, not a curated record. Bases 53 to 658 code for a protein of 201 amino acids.